This is a messenger RNA of Schistosoma guineensis, 375 nucleotides long. The record is from the annotation of a GenBank genome assembly. NCBI's taxonomy places the organism in Eukaryota, Metazoa, Platyhelminthes, Trematoda, Strigeidida, Schistosomatidae.
AUGAUACACUUGAUGUUAUAUUAUCCCAAUCAUCGAAGUUUGGUUUCGAUUGGUAUAUUUUUGAAGUAUAAUAUCUACCGCAGAUACGCUGUUGUAGAGCGUAUAGUACAGGCCCAACGGCGACCACAACAAAAUCCGCAAGGUACACAAAGCAAUUUAAACACUCCAGCAAGUGAACAAUCGGAGAAUCAGCAAAGCCAGCUUGCUCAGGAGUCUACGGAUCAAGCAAACGGUAGCCUACGUGGUGAACAAGAAUCGAGAUUUACGAGGAUAACUACAAAUCUACGUUUGGCAGCAAAUCUUUCUUAUCAGUUCUUUUCAGCUCUGAUUUCCUCAAUUAUUCCAGAACAACCACCACCACUACAUCUAGACUAG